GGGAGGGCGGCUCGUUUUGUCUCCGCAAGGAGGGAUCGGUAUAAACCAGACGGGGUGGAGCAUAACACUGCCGUGCCCCUCUUCCCGCAGACGGCCUUGUGUCCCGUUUGCCUUGAGCAGAGAAAAAACUGUUGAAACUAACCGACAGAAAGAGGGGGCCGGCCUAUGGGAGGGACUACUGCAAAGGGAGAAUUGGAAGGAGGAGGGGGUGGGGAGGCGGCACGGGUGCUGUUUCUCCAGUCUCUUUCCCGUGUCUUUGUCUCACACUCUUUUGUUAGCCAUGCCUAGCCUGCUGGUUCUAGCAGGGAUCAUGGACAAAAAUGGGGGCUACGGCGGGGAUCUAGCCGGCUCCGGCUUCGGUAGUGAAGGUCUCCUGGUGCCACCCGAUGAAGAAGAGGAUGGCUCUCGUGCCCUCAGGGUCGCGUUGGGCCAGCUGUCUCUGCUGGGUCUCGGGGAAGGCGAAGACGGUGGUGGGGUUCCAGCAACUGGAGUACAGGACCGGAGUAACAAUAACAAUAACCCCCACAACCAUGCUAACAACGUCGGAGGAGGUGGUGGCGGCGAUACCGGGCUUUUGCAAGGGAAGAGCAAGUUAUGUGUCCUGUACGAGGGACCCUCAACUGAAACUAAAGGACGUGGCUGCAACAUAACAGAAUGCGUCCCUGUGCCCAGCUCUGAACAUGUGGCCGAAAUAGUGGGGAGACAAGGGUGCAAGAUCAAGGCACUCCGAGCCAAGACCAACACCUACAUCAAAACGCCCGUCCGGGGCGAGGAGCCUGUCUUCCUCAUCACCGGCCGCAAAGAAGACGUGGCGCUGGCAAGACGCGAGAUCAUCUCAGCGGCCGAGCACUUCUCUAUGCUGCGGGCUUCCCGCAACAAGCUUGGGGUCUCCUUCAGCGGUUCCCCGCCCACGCCCCUGCCUGGCCAGACCACCAUCCAGGUAAGGGUCCCGUACCGUGUGGUGGGCUUGGUGGUCGGCCCCAAGGGCUCCACCAUCAAGCGCAUCCAGCAGCAGACGUGCACGUACAUCGUGACUCCCAGCCGCGACAGGGACCCCGUCUUCGAGAUCACGGGCUCCCCGAGCAACGCCGAGCGGGCACGCGAGGAGAUCGAGGCGCAUAUUGCCUUCCGCACGGGCGGCAUCCACGACCACAACAACGAGAACGACUGCCUGGGGCCCGACAGUGCCACCACGGGGUUGGAGAGUCGUCUGCAGCAGGUGUGGGGCCUGCAGGGAGGCCAGCGCAAGCCCCUCACCAGCAGCUACCGCCAGAAUUUCUCUGACGCCAUGGUCGGUGGUAAUGGAGGAGUAGGGGGCAGCAACGGUGGUGGGGGCGGGAUAUACAGCAAGGGUGAGUACCCCAACCCUGGCGGCAACGACAAGCCAGGCUCCUACUUCGGUUCCGACGGAUCUUCCAGCUGGGUGGACCCUGACUACCCCAAACAAAUGGCCUUCUACGCCCAGCAGCGCUCCAAAAGCUUUGGGGGUCUUCCUCUGCCUCUCACCAGACUGUCCCCCAGCCUGCCGGAGUCCUGUGGCACCACGGCGCCGCCUGUGGUCGGGGGGUCCCCCCACGCGCAGGCCCGACGUGCCCACAGCGAGCCCACCUCCAGCAGCCCCGCCUUCCCUCCCGGUCGGCUGCCACUGUCCGACUCCCCGCCCACCAUGAGGGACUGCAUGACGUGUUUCGAGAGCAAGGUGACAGCUGCACUGGUGCCAUGCGGUCACAACCUCUUCUGCAUGGAGUGCGCCAUCCGUAUCUGUGAGCUCAGCCACCCCGAGUGCCCUGUCUGCCACACCCUUGUUACGCAGGCCAUCCGAAUAUUCUCAUAGAAACAAACAAAAAAAAAUCUUUUUUUAUUUUAGUUUUAUGUUACUCUGUGAUUGAUUGAAUGAAUGAUUUAAUGAUUCAGUGAAUAUGAUUUUUUAUUUUAUUUUUUAUGUUUCUUUUGUUACAUUUUGUGUUUUGCUCUUUUUUAAGUGAAUUUUAACCAAACAAGCAGAUAUUUUAGAGGGCACUGCUUGCUUUACUAAAAAAAGUCAGAAAUAUUUUUAAGUUUUUCUUUUAUAAAUAUACACACAUAUAUAUUUUAUAAAACUUUUCAUUUAUACGUAAAAUAUAGGUCGAAACAUUUUUCUUUGACUCAAAAAGGCUGCUGUUUACCCGAUCUUAUUCAAGAAUGGGUGUGAACAGACAACUCAUAAUGUGAACAUUUGAGUUAUCUUUUUUUAAACGAGAAAGUAUGGAGGAUAGUUUUACAUCCUGGUAUUCAAAUUAACAUGUAAGAAGCAAACAUAUUUUGAAAAUAUGUUUAAAAGAAAAACUAGCUGCACCUUACAUUUAUUCACAUCAAACUAUGAUUGUCAACCCUCCUUGCUAAUUAGAAUAUUAUUAUCGAUAUAUAGGAUUCUCCAAACCUUAACUUGAUUUUAUAUGUAUACCAAACUAACAGUUGAGAAUUGAACAAAAGCUCAGAGGACUGACAAUUUAUUUGCUAUUUAAUUUGCACCAUUUUUCAUAAUUAUGAAACAAAGAACCCUUACAAAAAAUGCUAGCAGUCCUGUUAAUAUCCACAAGAAUGUUCUGGAAAAAAUGGAGGGAAAGAAAAAAGUAGGAACCUAAGGAAUUUUACUUAACAAUAUGUUUGGCCAAAUGCCUAAGUCUCUAUGUCCAGUCUGCCUAGUAACACUCGGUAUGUCUUCAUACAUCAGUUAGAACCAUUUUAUUCUUAAACACUUUUAAUAGAUAUUCAGAUAUGAACAGGAAACCAUUUUUAUUAGUGACUCAUGUGACAUCGUUGUGGUUUUCUGAAUUUAUAAAACUCAGUAGAAGUUGAAUGAGGAUGGCUGUCUGGUUAGGAUUCAUUCAGUCUUUCCAGGAAACAGUUUCCCCUCAGAAUCCUCGUCCUAAAACCCCCCUCUCGUGCCCAGAUAAUUUCUCUGUUCAGUGGGUGUUGCGUAAAUAAUCUGAGAACUGUUUUUUUUUUUGUCUUGUUGGAUGUCCAAGAGUGUCUGUGUGUGUGUUAACGGUUGAGAGAAGCUUCACAGUAUAGUUGAGCUGUGAGUCACAGAUGAUGCAGCGAUAAAUUUGGGAGAAAAGUUGGCCUAUAAUCAGAUUUGGAAAAAGCCCCGCACAAAGAAGGGGACAGGGCGAGAGGCUUAGCUCUACUCUACAUCAUGAGGCCUCCCCUCCCCCAUUUACCACAGUCGUCUAUUUGGGCUACAAAGUGCCUGCUGUCCGGUUUUUGUGUGUUGUAGUAAUUACUGAAGCAGCAGCUAAAAGCAGGUGUUUCAUAGUGCACUGUAGAUGUGACCUCAAGUUCAAGUCCUCCCCCCUCCUGCUCCUUUCUGCCAGCCUUUCUCUCCCUUCAUUUUCUUUAGGACUGCCCCCCCCCCCCCCCCCCUCCCAACUUUACCCCGUUUAGCCGCUCACACAUACACAGACCCAAAGCAAGCCUUAAUGACUAGCUGCUGCUCCUGUCGGGUCCUUCCCAGAGCCUCACAUUGUUUCGUCCAUAGUGGCGGCAUUGGCGCACUACUCUCCGAGCUCAGUCCUCCCUUAUGAGGGAUCGAUAAUUAAUCACGUGACCUGGUUCCAGGUGCAAGCAGCAGCGGCAGCAUGGGCACAGCCGAGGCAGCAGGGGAGGACCAACAGCUCUGGGUCCAGCUGCCAGUGGCGAAACCGACACACACACACAUACACACACACACACACCACGGCCAAGCCACCACCUCCACAGUUGGGUCUGAGAAACAGGCCGCUCACUUGCUACCCCUUACUCUUUUCAUUUGGAGCCUGGACUUGGUGCAGCUGGGACUGCCCUCCACCUCCCCAACAACCACCAUACACACAGACACACAGACACACACACACACACACACACACACCUCCCUCUCUAACUCUCCCUCCUCCCUGCUCUAAUCUACAGUGCUUCCACAGGGGAAAGGGGCCUCCUUUGUCCUGUCAAAAAAAACGACAAAAAAUAAAAGAUUUCAAAGAAAGAAAAAACAGGGCCAGCUGAAAUGGAUGCCAACUCAGACUGCUUACUGCUAAUCAGUUGCCUUUUGUGUGUGUGUGUGUGUUUUUUUUUCUCAUUUCGCCCCCUACUUCUUUUCUUUUGGAUGACAGUGGUAUUGUUGGGUUAGGAAAGGAUGUCCCCUUGCAUGAAGUUCCCCCACACACAAGAAGAAGAGUAUAAGAUGAUGCUGCAGAGCUAGCGAAACGAAGACCUAAGACCUAACAUCAUACAAACUAAUGGUUGUGUUAGUGGAGGGGGAAGUGCAGAUAAUGUGUGAAUUGUAUGCCCUUAUGGGUUGGUGUGUGUUAUGUUUGGGGGAGGGCUGUAUCCUUCAGUUACCCCACCACACACACACACACACACACACACACAAAUGCACACACAGGUCAUGGUUUGUGUGUGACCUCAUCCAGCCCAUAGCAGGACCACACUGGACUCCAGAAUGCAAUCACACAAUUGUAAAUGACAAGAAAGUGGAGGAAACGCCCCAUUUAGCUUCUGCUCAUGCUGAAUCAAAUUACAGAGCCACUGCCUGCCACAUACCCAGGCUGGGGCUUUUCAGAGGAGGGGAUUAGGGCCAUUGGAGAGCGUCUUUUUUGAGAGCAGGGGAGAGAGGGGAGGAUGGAAUACUGCAAGACUGGAGAGUUGGUGUGGAACUACAGUGUUUCUGAAUGGCGGGUUGCUUUUGGAAUUUGGGUGAGGUUCUCCCUAAUACAUCCCUUUAGAGCUAGACGUUUGGGUUCAUGAUUGGUUUUAUUCAGGAGCCUUUUAGCUACCCAUGCAAUAGGUGUUUUUUGAGGAUGGCAAAAAAAAUGUGCGGCGGUUUGGCCUUGAUUUGAACUGAAUAUUUAAAGGCUUCCUCAACUUUAAAUAUUGACAGCAGCUUCUUAAUAAUCAGUGUGGGGCAAUAAUUUAAAAGACACGGGUAAGCUUUCAGUUAGUUGUACGUAGAUACCCACUUAACCCCUUCAGAUAAUUUUUACUUAAAUUAGCCAUUUAAUUCAUGUUAAAAUGCGGCGAUAAUGACAUUUGAAAAUAUUGAGAAAGCACCUUAUUUCUAAGAAAGGACAGUAUGGACGGAAGCUAAACCGACUGUUGAUGGUGGACAUUCAUGGUAGUUGAGAGUUGUGCACAACCUGGAUUUUAUUCAAGCAAGAUGAUUGUUGUUUGGUGUAGUGUGACUAGAUUUUGGGUGUACUUUGAUUUGCACUGAAAGCUUUUGGAGAAAACCAUUUCAAAUAGUGGUAGGCAUGAUGAGACCGUGAGUUUAGUUCAAAUGGGUUCAGGCAUCCACACUACUAUAUAUAUCUUUCUGUUAGCUAACACCGCCCUCUUACUGAAAUAGUCGUGAAUCUAUCAAAUAAACAUCAGAUGAAUCGCCAUACUCUCUGACAUAGAUGUUUAGUAGAAGUGUACACACACUUUAUUGCACUGCUAUUACCUAACAUCAAUAUAUUACUCAUUCAUCAAACCAUAAGCAGAAGAGUGUAUCUAUGCAGUGCAUGGCGUUAUGGUUAAACGCUUUUGUCCAAAGUGACGAACAAUAACAACAAUAAGCAUUUAGCUAAAUACAUCUGUCACAUUGAAAGAUUGUCAAACAACAGUUUCCACCACCAAAAGAUCACGCCUUUACAUAAACCAGGUUGCACAUAAAUGCUGGAAAAAGCAAUAUCACUCUCAAACAAACCAGCAGUAAAACUUCAUAAACAGAAAAAGAUAUUAAAACGGUUAACAUACUUUGUUGUAAGUUUAUAUCUAUAGUCAGUGGAAGUUCCAGUGUGAGGGAAAUCCGUGACAAGUAUUAUUUUCAAUUCUUGAGUUGUUGGAUGAUGUAUUCUAUCUUUUUCUGUUACACUAACGCGUACUAUUCCCAAUUGUCACUGACUGCAUAUGCAUUCAAAAUAUGCCUUCUUACAAGAACUUUAAUAUUGUUAAUGCCAGCACAGUUUGUCAUCAGUGAAUAUGUUUGUAUAGUUAAAAACUUUUUGUGUUUUUAUUUUUUGUUUUGUUUCAUUUUACAAAGUUCUUAAGGUGACAAGAACAAAAGCUACAUUUCCUGUUUGCCCCAAGCAGGACAACAGGGGCCCCUGAACCUGUAGAAUGGGAUUUUUGUGUCCAAAACAAGUCAUGAACAGUUGUGAGCACAAUAGAAAGUUUGGGAACAGUUUACUUUAUUACCCCUUUAGGACUGCUCAAAGAUGGCUUUUACAACCAUGAACAAACUGAUGCCCACUAACUAACACUAUUGAGCCAAACAUAUCUCUUUUAAAGAAAAGUAGCAUUUAUUUGACAUUUAUUACGUGUACUCAUAUGUAGGGAAAAUCUUUAUAAAAAAAUAUAUAGCAUACCAUAAGCAUAUCAUGAAAAUAUAUUUCAGUAUUGAAGUUGAUUAAGAAAUUAUUUUCUGUAGUUAAUGGAUGGGACUGCUUAGCUAGGUCUUUAAAAUGUUACAGCUAGUUUUCCGUUCUCUGGGUAAGAAAUUUAAGAUCAAAUGUCUAUGGUAGCCAAAGAAUAACCGAAUAGGGAGGCAUUUCUAAAAUAUGUAAAAAUAAUCACAAUACUGAGCAAACAUCAUCUGAAAUAUAUUGGAUUUAGUAUGUUCAGGCAGCUGACUGAAACCAAUUCAUAGCCAACUCAACCAACUCCCUCCAUCUUACAACACCAUCCAUUCAUCAACGUCUUAUGCCACUGAACGAUAGAAGAAAAUCUUGCAAAACAACGGUGCACUUCUGUGGAAUUCAUAUCCAGUCAAGUGCAAUCCCAGUAGUAUUGCAUGAUUCAUUUGCAAUCCAACUUACUUGUCUUGUAUUGAACUCCAUAAAAAAAAAAAAUCAGGUAACACCAGGUUAUGUGAUGGAGUGCUGUUUUGUCAACAUCACCAGGUAGUCAGGCGUGCUUAAUUAAGGAGACGGGCCUUUGUUUACACUUUAUUUUCAUGAACAAAUGCCACAUGGGCUAUAUUAUUCUUUGAUUCCCCCAGGGAUUUGAAAUGUAAAAGGGGUCUACAAGUAAGGGUUUAGGUUAAGAGUAUACUAUGGUUUUACGAGUAUGUAUUGCUCUUGUAUUUUUUAAAAUACCAUGUUUAUAAGUAGCUCUUUGAUUUUGCAUGCCGUUGAAUUGAUGCAGAACAUUAACCUAUAAAAUGUUAAGAGUAAGAUAUGGACCACAGGCUGUAAGAUGAAAGCUUUAGCAAUGAUUUUUACCUAAUGUUAGCAACAGUGUAAUAAUGACUAUAACCACAUCUUAAUGAAAUGUUUGCUUUGAGAUAUAGCUUCAUAUAUUCCCUCAAAUGGUAAAGGAUGCUAUCCCAUGUCUUAAAAUUAAGAAAGCAGAGCUUUUUUGUGACACAGGGAUGUAUAUCUUCUAUCCUCAUUCCUAUAAUAUUAGUAUUAUUCAUACAAUAUUACAUAAGCCUAUAUUACAAUAGCUAUGCUAGAAACUUUAUGAUAAUUUAUUUUCUGAAUAAGAUGUUUUCAAGGCUGCAUUCUACAUUUUAUAAUCAUGGCAGUGUCCCUUUUCAGUGAUUGGAACUUUAGAUGCACUUAAGUAAGGCCUAUCAGUAUAGAAAGAUAGGUAGUUAAUACAUUUGAAUGUAAAAUUACCCCUCCCCUGACCCAAAUCUCUACAUCAACCAAUGGACUUCUUUUGCCUUUUGUUUAUUUGUCAAAUAUAAGCUUUAAGUUGUUGUCAUGGCAAGAGCAUGAGAGAAGGGUCAAUCACAGUAUAUGUUUGGGUCAUUCCGCUCCACGUUUAUAGAAAGCAACUAAAAGAAGAAAAAAAUAUUAUUACAGUUUCGUAAAAUUCUAUUUUGCUAACAUGAGUUAUUAUUUCAUAGCAAGAGGAAAAAAGGGUCAGUAUCUGGAUGUUAUUUAUGAAAUCAAACAUAUUUAUGAGUGACCUCAAGACAUUUUGUUUUUUAAUUAAAAAUUACAAGAAGUUAAUAUAUUUCUAAACUCGAAGUUGGUUUCUACUAAAAAUAUUACAAAAUGAAAGACGUUUUAUUUAUUAAAGUUUAAGAAAUCCUUCCAGCUUGAUUUCACUGACAAAGUGACAUCAGGUGAUGGAGGGUUUCUUUGACUUCUACUUAAACUUCAGAUAUGCACUAUUUUAAAGGAAGACCAGUGCAUUCAACAGUGGAAAUACGUCAGAGUGUAAUAUAAUAUUUUUAGGAUUUGGAAGUAUUUUAGUUACUCAGCGUUAAAUUCGUGCCUCAAUUACGCAUUACUUUUGCGUCUUGCAUCAACACUUAGUAAGUGUUGUUUGCUUAACCCUCUGACUAAUCCCACAUAACCAACUCGACAUAUAACACCCCUUUUGUGUCCUAGAAUUCCUCCUAUAAUUUGUAUUUUGUUUUCCUUCCUUGCUGCUGCAUCAUUCCUGAUUGCAGUGCUGAGAAUUGAUAUCACAGGUGACGAAGUGAGACUGAUUCAUUCAGUCAACUUACUGUAAACAGACACUAACUUGCAUACUUACAUGCAUAUAUAUUUACUACACAUACUGGUGCUCUUAAAAUCCUGUGGACACAAUUCAGGGCCUGUGGAAAAUGACAUCAUGGGAGAGGCAAUGUGACAAAUGAAAUGGCUCCAUUGUUAUGAACUCUCAUUUUAGAGACUAUAAGUGUCAAGACUGUAUUUGGAUUUUGUACCAUAUUCCCGGGAUGUUUCCAUGAAUACUUGAGCUUAUGUGUAGUGGAUCUAUGAGUCUCUCUGCCGCACACACAUACAUGCAGACACACACACACACACAUACAAUCCAAUAUACCUGUACAAGUUUGCAUGUAUCAUAUAUCAUCACCAAAACUGGAGAAGCAUUGAACCUUUUGUGUUUGUGCUGUUGAACCUAUUAACACAAGGGCUCAAGUGCUUUUUUCCGCUUGUAGAUUUUCAUAGGCAACACUUAGAGGACUGUGUAUUUACAAUAUGACAUCAAUAAAGGACACAGCUUAUGUCCAUCUGACUAUUUAUAAUAUGACAUCAAUAAAGGACACCGCUUAUGUCCAUCUGACUUUGAUGGCACAUUUCAAUAGGCUGAAGUGAAGGAAAUGUCUGUUGAAGUGUGUUAUCAGGUCAACACUCUUCUGAACAACUUUACAUCCAUUUUUUUGUUGUUUUUCUUCAAACCUGUUUCAUAUAUGCAUUUACAAGAAAUUGUGUGUGAUUUGUUCUCAGUCAUGAAUGGUAUUGAAUUAAGAGAGGGAUGGGACAGUCAGUCUUAUCCUUUUCAGAAGGUGAUAUUCCCGUCUGUCUUAGGUAGCUUUCAGAAUCUUCCAGCACAGUAGAAGUGUUCCAUACCAAUUUUACAUGAAUAAAUACAUACAUACAGUAGUGAUCUUAGUGCUUUAGGUUUAAGCCAGUCAACUCCUAGUCUCAGUUUCUGGUUUCUUUGUGGUGAGUGAGAAGAGUUGGCCCUCUCAUGGCCAGCCAUUGCUUAAAAAUGUUCAUGUUCAUUUGUUUUGCUUUGUUUCUAUUCUGUGCAGUGCCCUCGUCAGGCAUGUCAGAUUGCAGGUUUAUUUCCUAGCACGAUUUUUUGUGAGUUAUUUUAAUUUGUUUACUUUUUGGGAUACUUUUAUUAAUGUCUAUAUGCCAUCUAGUUUUGAUUAUUUUCUUUAUUCUAUGAAAUUCAAAAUGUAUUGUAAAUGUUUCUAAUAAAACAAAAAAUAAUCCUC
Alosa alosa (allis shad) is the source of this 9685-nucleotide messenger RNA. RefSeq names its product mex-3 RNA binding family member A (gene mex3a). The record is from RefSeq and is a predicted model, not a curated record. The transcript is spliced from 2 exons. Bases 281 to 1834 code for a protein of 517 amino acids. Gene Ontology annotation, molecular function: RNA binding. NCBI's taxonomy places the organism in Eukaryota, Metazoa, Chordata, Actinopteri, Clupeiformes, Clupeidae.